Sinocyclocheilus rhinocerous is the source of this 1991-nucleotide messenger RNA. Its product is annotated as tripartite motif-containing protein 29-like. The record is from RefSeq and is a predicted model, not a curated record. NCBI's taxonomy places the organism in Eukaryota, Metazoa, Chordata, Actinopteri, Cypriniformes, Cyprinidae. Bases 142 to 1368 code for a protein of 408 amino acids. Gene Ontology annotation, molecular function: zinc ion binding. The transcript is spliced from 8 exons.
CUUUUUUGCGCACAUUGCAUGCAGGCACAAAAAUCUGUUCCAUUUCUGUUGCUCAUUAUUUUAUUAUAUUCAAUAACACGGUUGACAGUGGAGUGACUGAUACCUGACCGUGAAUUGCAAAUUAAAACCACAACCUGUGGAAUGCCAGCCAUGUUCGAAUCUUCCACUGGAUUUGAAAGCAUCAAAAUGGCAGAACUUGACUUUGAUGCUCAAAAUCCUUUAAAUUGCCCACUCUGUCUGAAUCUGCUUAAGAACCCAGUGACUACAUCUUGUGGGCACAGUUUCUGUAUGGACUGUAUAAAGGGGUGCUGGGAUCAGGAUGCUUCUUUGAGACGAGCUUACAGCUGCCCUACGUGCAGGACAACAUUCAACCAAAGACCAGCUCCCAGCAGAAGCACUGUCCUGGCUGAAAUUGUAGAGGGAAUGAAACGGGAAGUUCCAGCUGGGCCUAGAGAUGUGAAAUGUGAUGUUUGUAAAAUAAGAAAACUCAAAGCUAUCAAGUCUUGUCUGGUGUGUUUGGCUUCUUACUGUCAAACUCACAUUCGGCCUCAUUAUGAGUCUGAAGCUUUCAAAAAGCACAAGCUGGUAAACGCUUCCCCAAAUCUACAGCAGCAGAUCUGCUCUCAACAUCAUAAAGCACUGGAGAUUUACUGCUAUAAUGACUGGAAGUGUAUUUGUGUAGUUUGUAUGGGGGAUCAGCACAGUGGACAUAAAACAGUCUCAGCUGCAGAUGAAAUGGCUAAAAAACAGGAGGAACUGAAAAUAAAAAAGAGGGAUUUCACUCAGAAAAUCACAGACAUUGGCAAGAAGGUCCAGGCAUUUAGGAAGGCUGUGGAUUCUCAUAAGCGUUCUGCACAGGCAGUAGUAGAGCACAGUGACAGGAUCUUCAAUGAGCUCAUCCGCUCCAUUCAGAAAAGGCGAGGUGAGGUGAGAGAACUGAUCAGAGCUCAGGAGAAGAAGGAGAUAGUACAGAUUAAUGAACACAUACAGAAACUGGAGCAGGAGCUCAGUAAUCUGCAAAAUGAGAAUGAUAAACUGGGGCCACUUUUACAUACAGAGGAUAACAUUCAUUUCUUUCAGAAUUACUCUUCUCAAUCUGGAGUGUAUCUGUGCACAACUUCACCCAGAGAUGUCAAUGACCUCCUGACAUUUGAGAAUGUAGACAAAUCUGUCUCAGAGCUGAACAGCCAACUGGUCAAACUCUGUGAAGAGCACAUGGGCAAAAUAUCAAAGAAAGUUGCUGAUGUCCAAAUUUUCAAAACCACUAGGCUCCAAGAUAUCGAUUCACCAGUGGUUUCAGCUUCAGACCACUCAUCAGAUGAAGACUAUAGGCCUCCCUCACCAGAAUCUGGUGAAUGGUCAGAAUGAAGCCUACCUGGGAAUUUCGGGGGGGAAAAAAAGUUCAAUACAAUGUGAAGUCUAUAUCAAAAUAUUUAAUCAUCCAUGUGAUUAUAUAUAUCUGUCACGCAAAUCAUAUAUAUAUAUAUGAGACUUUAUCAUUGUCCGUCAUUUUGACGGACAGCGUCGUAAAAAUUAAUAUUUUCAUUUUUAAUAAUGAACCUACAGGACGAGCAUCUAGGCUUAUACAUUUAUUUAUGAAGAGAACAGAUGAACAGAGAUUGUUGUGUAACUUUUCAUGUUCAACACCACACACCGCAGUGACAGCGGAGGCAAAUGCAUAGUUCUUUCAUGAAACUCUAGAUGGUGCAGGCUGAUGGGUCUUAACGUAACUCAUGAUAUUCACAGUGUUAAACGACUUGGCACAAGCUGAUUGGUUUAUGAUUGCAUACGCAGCCAAUGAGCUUGCUGCUUUACAUUUAAAUAGCUGGUAAGCAUCAACUUGAACAUUUUGCAGCGCGCUUCCAGAGUUCUUCUGAAACCCUCCACCUUCCCCAGCUCCACCUGUACAGUUCUGUUAUGGGUUAUUUGCAUGUCUUAAAUACUCACAGCACCGUAUCGCCAUAUGCGUCGGCAAUAGCAAGUUCCUGUAC